GAUUCCUUCUCCUAUAGGCACUGGCAGCCAACGGCGGCACUGGGCUUGCUGUGGCCGAGCCUCAGAUCGCCAUGUUCUGUGGAAAGCUGAAUAUGCACGUGAACAUCCAGACCGGGAAAUGGGAGACCGAUCCUUCUGGGACAAAAAGCUGCUUUGGAAGGAAGGAAGAGAUUCUGGAAUAUUGCCAGGAGAUCUAUCCAGACCUCCGGAUUACAAAUGUGGUAGAACUCAAUGAACCAGUUUGCAUUAAAAACUGGUGCAAGAAGGGCAAGAAACAGUGCAAGGGUCAUACCCAUAUUGUCGUACCCUUCAAAUGUCUUGUAGGCGAGUUUGUCAGUGAUGUUCUCUUGGUUCCCGAAAAGUGCCGCUUCUUCCACAGGGAGCGGAUGGUUGUGUGCAAAAGUCACCAAUAUUGGCACAUUGUAGCAAAAGAGGCCUGUUUAACUGAGGGAAUGAUUCUGCACAGUUACGGGAUGUUGCUGCCUUGUGGUGUAGACAAGUUCCAUGGCACAGAGUAUGUAUGUUGCCCUCAGACCAAAAUUGUAGAUGAAGCUCUCUCUAAAGAAAAGGAGGAUGAGGAUGAAGAGGAGGAUGAGGAUGAAGACGAUGACGGUAUCAAAAGUGAAUUGCCUACUGAAGCCGAUACAGAUGAUUUCACAGUGGGAGUCAUGGAGAUGAAUGAGGAGGAUGAGGAGGAACAAGAAGAAAAUGAAGAAGAAGUAGUAGUAGACCAGGAUUAUUAUUACGAUAGCUACAAAGACUACAACGAAGAGCUUCCAUCAGAACCAAGCAAUGGAAGAUCUUUCUCUCAGAAGGAAAUCAUCAGUGAUGUGAAAGCUGUCUGCUCCCAGGAGGCGAUGACAGGUCCCUGCCGGGCUAUGAUGCCUCGUUGGUACUUCGACAUGUACAAGAAAAAGUGCAUUCGCUUUAUAUAUGGAGGCUGCGGAGGCAACAGAAACAAUUUUGAGUCAGAGGAGUAUUGUAUGGCUGUGUGUAAAAAGAUGAUUCCCCCGACUCCUCUGCCUACUGAUGACGUAGAUGUCUACUUUGAAACACCAGCUGAUGACAAUGAACACGCCCGUUUUCAGAAGGCCAAAGAGCAGCUAGAGAUUCGACAUCGUAACCGCAUGGACCGGGUAAAGAAGGAAUGGGAGGAAGCAGAAAAGCAAGCCAAGAAUCUUCCAAAGACAGAGAGGCAGGCCUUGAUGCAGCGAUUCCAGACGAUGGCUAAGUCACUUGAGAAGGAAGCUGCGAGUGAAAAACAGCAACUUGUGGAAACUCACCUAGCUCGCGUAGAAGCCAUGCUGGAUGAUCGCCAUCGCAUCGCCCUGGAAAACUACCUUGUUGCUCUGCAGACUGACCCCCCACGGCCCCACCGCAUCCUCCAAGCCUUGAAACGUUAUGUCCGUGCUGAGAACAAAGACAGGUUGCAUACAAUCCACCAUUACCAGCACGUUUUGGCUGUGGAUCCCGAAAAGGCCGCACAGAUGAAAUCACAGGUGAUGACACAUCUCCAUGUGAUAGAGGAGAGGAUGAAUCAAAGUUUGUCCUUGUUGUACAAAGUACCAUAUGUGGCUGAAGAAAUCCAAAAUGAGAUCGAUGAGCUCCUUCAAGAACAGCGAACUGAUAUGGACCAGUUUACUUCUUCCAUCUCUGAAUCCCAGGUGGAUGUACACGUGAGCUCCGAAGAAAGUGAAGAGUCUCCUCUCUUUGAUGGUAAACCUUUCCGUCCAUUCCAGGUGAAAACUUUCCCAGCUUCUUCAAAAAGUGAAGAUUCUCAGCCGGAUUUGUACCAUCCAGAGAAAAAAGGCUCUGGCCUGGCUGACCUUGAUGGGCUGAUUGGAGCAGAAGAGAAAGUAAUUAACAGCAAGAACAAACUGGAUGAGAAUGUGAAAUAUCCUGUCCCUACCAUGCCACGGUGAUUCAAAUUCUAAAGGCCUGUGUGAUCAAAAUAUUACUUCAUUGCUCUGCGGGGUGCCUGCAAGACGAUGGAGACCAAACGGAUGGGUCACCACCCAGUGAAGAAGAAAUGAUGAAAUCCCUAUGUUCCAGAAUCUCGAGGCCUGAGACUCUCUGGGUCAUUAUGACCAUCGCCGCCAAACUGGACAAAUUCUAUGUCUCAUGUGACACCCUUGAUGAGCUUAUGGAAUUCAUACAAUGUAUUGAGAAAAACCCCAGCCCCAUGGGUGUCAUGACAAAAAUAGGGUCUGAAUUACCGGUGGCUCU
Molecule: messenger RNA, 2226 nt
Organism: Python bivittatus (Burmese python)
Lineage: Eukaryota; Metazoa; Chordata; Lepidosauria; Squamata; Pythonidae
Source: RefSeq, a predicted model, not a curated record